UGUAAUGUAACAUAAAGAGUCCCACACAGCUGAAUCAAAUUUCUCACCUCCAACAUCAGAAAUCCCAACAACGAAAUAUUAUGUCGACGGCUAAAGAAAGCGAUCGGCCGGAAUUCGACCUCAAGACGGAGCUCAGCCUCGCCCUCCCCGGUGGCGCGAAGCGUGGCUUCGCGGAGACGGUGGAUUUGAGCCUGGAAAACAGCUCUGAAGAUGAAUUAAGUGUCGUUACGCAAUCUGAUUCGAAUCAGGUUGUGGGGUGGCCACCAGUGAGAUCAUACAAAAAGAAGGUGACGAAAAAAGGCAGCAAAUUUGUGAAGGUGGCAAUGGAUGGGGCUCCAUACCUUAGAAAAGUUGAUCUUCAACUUCACAAUAGCUAUCAAGAAUUAUUGGGUGUAUUUGAGGACAUGUUUACAUUCUUGACUAUAUUUGUGAAUGAGAGAAAGAUGGUGGAUUCUUCAAAUGGCUUAGAAUAUGUGCCAACUUAUGAAGACAAAGAUGGAGAUUGGAUGUUAGUUGGAGAUGUUCCUUGGAAAAUGUUUGUUGAAUCAUGCAAGAGGUUGAGGUUGAUGAAAAGCUCUGAGGCCAUUGGAUUAGUAUGAUAAGUGGCUUGAUGCGAGGAUGAAUUAUUUGCUUCAGUAACCAUAUUUCAAUUUCUUUGAACUAUUUACAUUUUUUUUUGUUAUUUUUGUUAAAGCAGUUCCAAAGCAUCAUUAAGUGCUUGAUAUAGAAGUGAUUCUUGGCAA
Messenger RNA from Salvia hispanica, 743 nucleotides. RefSeq names its product auxin-responsive protein IAA17-like. Gene Ontology annotation, cellular component: nucleus. Gene Ontology annotation, biological process: regulation of DNA-templated transcription. Lineage: Eukaryota; Viridiplantae; Streptophyta; Magnoliopsida; Lamiales; Lamiaceae. The record is from RefSeq and is a predicted model, not a curated record.